CACUGACCACCAACAGCUGUGUUGUAGAAUCGCCUACACGUGCGCUUAUAUACAUGUAAAAAUAUAUAUUUUUUUAUAGUUAGUUUUGUAUAAGAAAUUAUGGGCAGCACGCGUUUCUUCCUUGCCGACUUGCCGGCCAAAACCACAGAGCAUGACCUGCGUGCACUUUUCCAGGACUAUGGCGACGUGGAGCGCGUGGAGCUAAAGACGAAAGAACAGUUUGUGGAUUCGGGUCAAACAAUAGCCAAAGUUAUAGCUUUCGUGACGGCGCAGACGGAGGAUGCCGACUACUGCGUCAAUGAGCUCAACUGGCAGCGGCUGCAUGGUGCCAAGCUGAAGGUGUCGCUGGCCAAGGAAUCGUUCUUGGAUCGCCUCAAGCGCGAGCGUGACGAGGGCCAGCAGAGCGCACAGGAGUUGCACAAUGCCAGCGAAUCGAAUCAAAGCAGUUCCCGUCUGCUGGCACAGAAUACGCAAAACAAGCGACGCGUAUUUGGGGAGCACGAGGAGAUCAACGAUGAGGAUGUGGCGCCCGAGCUGCUGAUAACCAAAAAGCGUGCCGCCCACUCCAUGAUCAAUGGCAAAAUUGUCAUCCAGCAGGAGCACGACGUGAAGCCGCUGCACAUCAUCGAGCAACACAGGAAGCCCGUCGGUAAGCAACUGGAUGCGAAGGCUGCCAUAGCGGACCUCAAGCGCAAGGAGUCGCUAAACAAGAUGAAGCUGCAGCACGAACAAAAGAAAACGGCCAUACAGCAGGCAUUGGCCUCCACGGCGGCGGGUCAGGCCAAACGCAUCAAGUUCAGCGAUGCCGAAGAGGAGGAUGAGGUGACGCCAAAGCCAAAAAAGGAGCAGCCCAAAAAAGCUCUCUUCGAGGAUGACGAGGAGGAUGAGCAGGAACAAGAGGUGCUGCUGCCGCAGCAUAGCGGCAAGAAGGGCGAACGUCUGGUCGAAAUGCAAAGCAAACAAAGUUUGGAUCCCAGAUUUCGUAUAACAGCAAAUUUUGUGGCCGAAGAUGGUGAGGAUGAUGAUGAGGAGGCGGAGGCGGAGGAUGCAGCAGCUGAGCAGAAGCAACAGGACAAGGCACAGGAUAGCGAGCGCAACUGGCAAAUGGGCAUUCUGGAGCAGGUCAUUGGACGCAAAAUAGACAGCAGCAAUGCGCCCGGCGCCAAGGCGUCCAAGAACAAGAAAAUGUUGCGCUUUGAUCCCGCCAAAGAGGAACACCAGCAAAUGCUGCGUGUCAAGUCGAAAAAGGAAGACAACGCCAAGCCACAGCCAAAGGCGGCGACAGCAGCCACCGCUGAGGACGCCGCCAGGCCGGCGCCCGUCUCCCAGAAUGCAUUCUAUGUGGUCACCGAUACGCUGAAGCAAUCGCUUAAGACGCGUGGCGAGGGCUUCAGUCUGUUGGAAAUGUUUGGCAGCAGUCACGAGGAGGCGGUCGCCGAGCGACAGGAUCAGCUGGAGAAGCUCGGCCACGAAAAGAUAUUGGUCAACAAGUCCAACAAACUGGGUCUGGGCCAAGUCAAUCCCUUCAGCUACGAUUCCUCCGACAGCGAGGACGAUAAUCGUGAUGCGGAUGCACAGCAGCAGGCGCUGGCCAAGGAGAACGAGGCGCCCGUCAAGAUACCUGGCAAACAAAAGCCAAAAAAGUCACAAAUCUUUACCGAAACCUUUUUCAUACCCAAAAAUGAUGCCAGGCUCAAAGAGGGCGCGAAAUUAUUCAAGUCCAGCAAACCGGAGCUGGAGAACGAGAAUUAUGAUGAGGUUAAGAAGCGUCUUAAAUUCCUUAUAACCAAGAAAAUUUCCAAGACGCAGAAAAACAUUUCCGGCAAAGAUGUCAAGAAAAACAAGAAUAAAAAGCGAAAUAAAUUUUAAAAAUAUA
This is a messenger RNA of Drosophila virilis, 1876 nucleotides long. Its product is annotated as probable RNA-binding protein CG14230. Lineage: Eukaryota; Metazoa; Arthropoda; Insecta; Diptera; Drosophilidae. Gene Ontology annotation, biological process: mRNA splicing, via spliceosome. Gene Ontology annotation, molecular function: RNA binding. The record is from RefSeq and is a predicted model, not a curated record. Gene Ontology annotation, cellular component: nucleolus; nuclear speck.